This is a messenger RNA of Hippocampus zosterae (dwarf seahorse), 1497 nucleotides long. RefSeq names its product heterogeneous nuclear ribonucleoprotein A0-like. The coding region runs from base 79 to 993 and encodes 304 amino acids. Gene Ontology annotation, molecular function: RNA binding. The transcript has a single exon. Lineage: Eukaryota; Metazoa; Chordata; Actinopteri; Syngnathiformes; Syngnathidae. The record is from RefSeq and is a predicted model, not a curated record.
AAACGGCCCGCCCUACUCCUCGCUCAUUGAAGAAGGAGAGGGACGGUGUGUCGCACCUUCCGCAACUCGAGUGUAGUCAUGUCGUCCAAGCUCACAAAGCUUUUUGUCGGAGGUUUGAACGUGGAGACGACGGAUGAUGGCCUCCGCGGUCAUUUCGAGCAAUUCGGCGCGCUCAGCGACUGCGUCGUGGUCAUGAACCAGAUGCUAGGCCGCUCCCGCUGCUUCGGCUUCAUAACCUACACGACACCGGAGGAGGCCGAUGCAGCAAUGGCGUCCAAGCCACAUGUCGUUGACGGACGCAACGUGGAGCUCAAGUGGGCCGUGGCCCGAGAGGAGGCCAGCAACACGGACGCGUCAUCCAACGUGAAGAAGAUCUUCGUUGGUGGCGUCAAGGACCACCUGGAGGCUGAGAACUUGAGCGAUUACUUCUCCCAAUACGGCCCGGUGGAAAAGGCCGAGAUCAUCACCGACAAGCAGACCGGCAGGAAGCGCGGCUUCGGCUUUGUCUUCUUCGAGGAUAACGACUCUGCCUCCAAAGCGGCGCUCACAAAGUUCCACACAAUCAGCGGCACCAAAGUGGAGGUGAAGAAGGCAAUGAGCAAGCAGGAGAUGUCCGGUGGAGGUAGAGGUGGCGGAGGCGGCGGCCGUGGUCGCGGUAGAGGCAUGUCGAGUUACGGCGGAGGAAGAGGUGGUGGCUACGGAGCAGGCGGUUACGGCGGGAGCUACGGAGGUGGUGGCAGUUACGGCGGAGGAGGCUUCGGAGGCAGCUACGGAGGCGGCAGCUACAGUGCUGGAGGCUACGGUGGCGGUUACGACGAUUACGAUAGUGGCAUGAGUGGCGGGUAUAGUAACGGGGACUUCGGCGACGGCUACGGACAGCAACACUCCAGCUACGGAGCCAUGAAGGGGGGGAACUACUCCUCAUUCCGGAGCGGGGCCCCAUACAGCAGAGGCGGCUACGGGCGAGGGGGAGGCUACGGAGGCGGCUAUUAGAGUUCCCUCCACUUUUGAUACGGCUACGGGAAGGGGCUGAAGGGUCCAAGCCCCGAGAGAACUUGAAUACACACAACCAUGGAAGGGGCAGGGGGUCUCCAUAGCUCUCAUGAGUAUGGGAGAAGUGUCCAUCCCCCCUGAAUGAAUGACUCAACCCCCUUUAAUCCCCGCCAAGAUCUCUCCCCCGUGUUCCUCCUCACGGACGCUACUACUACGACAAAAUUGUGAAUUAUUGAUGAAAAAACGUCAUUCGCUCUGUGUGCGUAUGGACACUUUUGUCAUUGCUUUUCCCGCGUCGAUGAUUGGUUCUUUUUGUUUCGUCCCUGAGUUCUCUCAGGGUUUUAAGUCUACUUGUUGACAGCGCGGGAAUUGAAUCGCCUGACUUUUCCCAUCAAAAAGCGUACAAACCUUUUUUCAUGUUUGUUUAGAUUAAAACUGUUCUGAAAUAAUGUUUAGCACACCCUUAUGUUUGGUUUUAUUAAAGUUUUUAAUGUUCGGAAAAUA